GUCAGAGUCUAUGGUAGCAGGGAAAAGCGUCAGAGUGAGAGCUCUCUGAUCGUCCCUGCUCUCUGCGGUGUAACCGGAUCAGGGCAGAGCAGAGGGACGUACAGGAGGCUUGUUUGCCUCCAAAUGAGCCAAUGAGACCGGCUGCACAUGAGACUGACAGCCUGCCUCAGCGAGCCCGGAGACGCCAUUCUGGUCUGGCAACCUCCCGACAGCCAAUACGGAUCCACGACGGACAGGAACGGAGGGAAAAAACAAAAUACGAAUUUUGCUUCCUGGAGGUCAAAACGUUACCUGUCACCUGCGACACGGCGGAGUCUCUGAGAGGAGCGAAGAGAAGAACAGCCACAAAAAUGGCUCUGUCACAGUGUCUGGACGACUCGCCUCUGAGGCUGGGUCCCAAACGGACCGGGGCCGACGACCUGAACCUGCAGGAGGUGUACAACGAGAGACACCGACUGGCGCUGGAGGAGCUGGUGUCAGGGGGUCCCGACAACUUUCUGGAGUUCCUCAGGAAAGAGAGGAUCCCCAACUUUCUGUCGGAUGAUGAGAUGCAGCGGAUCCGGAGCGCCGCUGUGCCCGCGCGGUGUGUGUCUCUCCACGGGGAGGACCUGCAGGCGCUGGAGCAGUCGCUCAGCAGCUCCCUGGACUGCUCCUCCGUCACCUACUUCCCCGAGGUGUCGGAUGUGGAGCCGCCGCUGCUGGAGCUCGGUUGGCCCGCCUUCACCGCCGGCUCCUACCGGGGGGUCACAAGGGCCGUGGCGCACUUCCAGCCCAGCUAUGGGGAGUGCAUAUAUAGCUGCAAGGAGGCUGCGAGACGUAUGAUUAAAAGUGCCAGAGAGGUGAUUGCCAUAGUUACAGACUCCCUGACAGACCUGGAUAUCUUUAAGGAUCUUCAGGAGGCAUGCUCUCUCCGCAAAGUCCCCGUCUACAUCCUGCUGGACCAAUCAUGUGCUCCUGCUUUCCUCAAGAUGUGCAGAAAUGUCGGUGUGCGGUUGGAUGACCUUCGGCAAAUGAAAGUGCGAACCAUCACUGGUACAACCUAUUACAUGAGAUCAGGAGCGAGGAUUACUGGGGAAGUUCAUGAGAGGUUCAUGCUGAUUGAUGGAAACAGAGUGGCUACAGGUUCCUACAGGUUCAACUGGACUGAUGGCAAACUACACAGCAGCAACCUAAUUGAGCUCUCUGGUCAGAUAACAGAGAAAUUUGACGAGGAGUUCCGCAUCCUCUACGCCCAGUCUCAGCCUGUAAACACUCGAGGACCUCCAAGUGUCCGAAACAGCGGCAUCUACGAGCAUCUCCUCAUCAAACACUCGGUCACUUCCUCCCCUUACCUGACCAGAGAGAGGCCUGUGGAGCCGGUGUGUCUGACCAGCACGCCCAGCCGCAAGCCCCUAAACGUAGCUGUCCAGCCCCUGUGUGAACCCACGAUUCCAGAUUUCCGUAAAACCAACCCAGUGUCCGACUCCUCCACCAUAGGAGAGGACUGGACGGGGCAGCAGCACAUGCAGGAGGAGAUCCUGGCUGGUAGCAGCACUCGGUGUUUCCCUGCAGAUCAGCUAGCAGAGGAAGAUCCAGCGACCCCCAGCAAUGCCCCCUGCCACGCCUCCACUCAGACCACUCGGUCAGUGACAGACAGUGACACCCAGACUGACCUCAAGCUCACACAACACCCCAACCUUAUCACACCAAUGAGUACAGUGCCAAACCAGGCCACCUCGCCCUCCUCAGUGUCUCCCAGGCAGAUCUCGCCCACCCAGGCAGCUCCAGACGGUACCUUAAAGGAAUGCUUCCAUAAGCUGACCAAAGAGCGCCAGCACCACUACUCCGCUAUCCGAUCCAAGCUGGAGCACAUGGUGACCACCCUGUCCCAGCGGCGAGAGCUAGUGGACGUCACCAACAUGACUCAGGGGCCUGGCGCUCACAGCAGGCAGAGGGUACACAAAGACUGUGAGCAGGAACCAAACCCCAGACUGCUUGUUGAAAGUGCGGGCAUGGGCACAUGGCCAAGAGCCAGAUGUGUACACUAGUUUGUCUUCAGGGAUUUCGCUGAUGGAGGGUAGUGGGGGGAGAGCUAUUGCAAGGUUUCUUGUGGAUCCUCUGUUUCAAAUAAAUGGUUUUGGCUUUUGUAGUAGAAUUACAGCUUUGUUCUAUUUGUCUUUUAGGCAGCGCCCACUUUUGUCCUUUUCCUUCUGUGUCCUGUCUGUGUCAAAGCAGUUUUUCCUUUAAUCGUAACGUGAAUUGACAGAAAUUAUAUUUUUUUUCACCAAAGAUGUGGUACUGUAAUAAUUUUUGACCACCUCGAUUUCAUGAAAAGCAUUUACCGAGGCGGUUAGGACUGGAUAAUAUCUGCUGUAGUAUGAGUGAAAAUGCAUUGAAGUGCUGUUUUUGGUUAUUUAAUCACAUUUGGCUGCUGUUACUGCAUCUACUGAACAACAUUCCAGAGAGCAGCUGGCUCUCACUGCAUCUUUGCAAAUAAACAAAGUAGUA
Epinephelus lanceolatus (giant grouper) is the source of this 2487-nucleotide messenger RNA. RefSeq names its product family with sequence similarity 83 member D (gene sack1d). Gene Ontology annotation, molecular function: protein kinase binding. NCBI's taxonomy places the organism in Eukaryota, Metazoa, Chordata, Actinopteri, Perciformes, Serranidae. Gene Ontology annotation, biological process: regulation of ERK1 and ERK2 cascade; positive regulation of cell cycle G1/S phase transition; protein localization to mitotic spindle. Gene Ontology annotation, cellular component: cytosol; mitotic spindle pole. The record is from RefSeq and is a predicted model, not a curated record.